AUGAAAAGCUAUGAAGAGACGCUUAUGAUGGAAUCGUGUUCUAAUUCGCAGGCGACGGAAGCGACAGAGGUGGUUGUGCUCGAAGAGGACGAGAUUGCUGCGCGCACCACCGAUGAUCUAGCGUCAUAUGCAACUGGAUAUCCAAAGGUGGCAAAUUUUCUGUUUUGGCACUUGAAAGUUGAAGCGGAAGCAACUCGUAAAACCGAUGAGGCUUUAUCAUCGGUAUACGAACGGUUACUCAGUCGUCUUAUGCAGACUUUGCAACGUGGUACACCGGAGAUGAAAAGGCAGGCGGAGAGUCUGAGGAUGCAGAGGCAAUUCGUCGAAGAUCUCAAAAUUCUGAUGCAAAGAGGCGACAAAUAA
Ostertagia ostertagi is the source of this 363-nucleotide messenger RNA. NCBI's taxonomy places the organism in Eukaryota, Metazoa, Nematoda, Chromadorea, Rhabditida, Trichostrongylidae. The record is from the annotation of a GenBank genome assembly.